UACUGCGUGUGUGUUAAUGCUGUGAGUCUAUGAUAAGAGUACAUUUGACAUUUAAACUAAUUUGAUCUCUGCAGAUCUACAAAGUGUAACGUUGUUCAUGCUGUGCAAAGCUGAAAGGUUGUGUUGGGAACCAAACUCUAAUUAUGAAAAACUCUACUCAGGUUUCAUAUUUCAUUUUGGGAGCAUACUUUAAUAUUGGGCUCUUUAAAUACUUACUGUUUGUAAUCAUGAUGUGUUUUUAUGUUUUAAUUAUCUGUGCCAAUGUGCUGCUGGUUGUGGUUAUCUGUGUGAACAGGAGCUUACAUGAACCUAUGUACCUUUUUCUGGUCAGCCUGUUUGUAAAUGAACUGUAUGGUAGUACAGGGUUGUUUCCAUUCCUUCUGGUUCAGAUCCUCUCGGACAUUCACACUGUUUCUGCUCCCUUCUGCUUCCUGCAGAUUUUCUGUUUAUAUACUUAUGCAGCUAGAGAAUUUUGGACCUUAGCCAUCAUGUCUUAUGACAGAUAUCUUGCUAUCUGUUAUCCUCUACAAUAUCACACACAGAUGACAUCCACCAAAGUUGCCGUGCUUGUUGCUCUAACAUGGUUAUACCCAAUUGUUUUAGUUGGAGUCACAAUAUCUUUAAGUGCUCCUUUACAGCUGUGUGGGAACAUCAUCAACACAGUUUACUGUGAUAACUAUGCCAUUGUCAAACUGGCCUGCUCUGACACCAGAGUGAACAACAUUUAUGGACUCUCUUACACUUCUUUUGAAGUCAUUGGUCUUCUUAUUUUAAUCCUCUACACCUACAUGAGGAUCCUUAAAGUGUGUUUUUCUGGUUCUAAGCAGACGAGACAGAAAGCUGUCAGUACCUGCACACCUCACCUUGCUUCUCUUAUCAACUUUUUCUUUGGGUGUUCCUUUCAAUUUUUACACAGCAGGUUUGAUAUGAGCAGUGUACCCAUGAUGCUGCGAAAUGUUUUGUCAUUAUACUUUCUGACCUGCCAACCUCUCUUUAACCCUUUAAUGUAUGGACUGCAGAUGUCUAAAAUACGUAGCCUAUGUAAACGUCUUAUCUUUGGUAAAACUUAA
Messenger RNA from Etheostoma cragini (Arkansas darter), 1070 nucleotides. Its product is annotated as olfactory receptor 11A1-like. Gene Ontology annotation, biological process: G protein-coupled receptor signaling pathway. NCBI's taxonomy places the organism in Eukaryota, Metazoa, Chordata, Actinopteri, Perciformes, Percidae. Gene Ontology annotation, cellular component: membrane. The coding region runs from base 144 to 1070 and encodes 308 amino acids. The record is from RefSeq and is a predicted model, not a curated record. Gene Ontology annotation, molecular function: olfactory receptor activity; G protein-coupled receptor activity. The transcript has a single exon.